Messenger RNA from Durio zibethinus, 2873 nucleotides. It is a transcript of the gene MCM4, whose product is annotated as Minichromosome maintenance (MCM2/3/5) family protein. The record is from RefSeq and is a predicted model, not a curated record. Gene Ontology annotation, molecular function: ATP hydrolysis activity; single-stranded DNA helicase activity; single-stranded DNA binding. Lineage: Eukaryota; Viridiplantae; Streptophyta; Magnoliopsida; Malvales; Malvaceae. Gene Ontology annotation, cellular component: MCM complex; nucleus. Gene Ontology annotation, biological process: mitotic DNA replication initiation; DNA replication; double-strand break repair via break-induced replication.
UCCAUCGCUUUUUGUCUCUCUUCUUCUCUAGCCAUGGCUUCCGAUUCCUCUCCCGCCAAUUUCAAUAACGGUCCUUCCUCUCCGGGUGAUUCCUUCUCCACCCCCAUCGCAAACUCCUCCUCCCCUGCCCACCGUCGCAGGCGUGGCCGUCGCCAAGCCUCCAUUCCUUCCUCUGCCGCGGCAACUCCAUCUCCAAAUCCCUCUCGCUUCGCGAAUUCGUCAUCUACCCCAACCCCAUCCCGUUCCACCAGGCGUGGUCGCCGCCCUGCCACAUCCCCGACCCCCGCAGCCGCCGCUACCCCAUCUUCCACCGACGAUUUCCCACCACCAUCAUCCGAUGGUGGCGAUGACAUGGAGGAGGCAACCCCUACCUUCGUUUGGGGUACCAAUAUUAGCGUCCAAGACGUCAAAAAUGCCAUCCAAAUGUUCAUCAAGCAUUUCAGAGAAACCCACGAAUUACGCAAUGAUGUCUAUGGAGAAGGAAAGUAUAUGAGAUUGAUACACCGAGUGCUUGAAAUAGAGGGAGAGUGGAUUGACGUCGAUGCUCAUGAUGUUUUUAAUUAUGACUCUGAUUUGUAUAAUAAAAUGGUGAGGUAUCCCCUCGAGGUUUUAGCCAUUUUCGAUAUCGUUUUGAUGGACAUCGUUAGUUUGAUUAACCCUUUGUUUGAUAAACACGUUCAAGUUCGGAUUCAUAAUCUGAAGAGCUCUACUUCCAUGAGAAAUCUCAACCCAUCUGAUAUUGAGAAGAUGGUGUCGUUGAAGGGGAUGGUUAUUCGAUGUAGUUCGAUAAUUCCUGAGAUUAGGGAAGCAGUGUUCAGAUGUAUUGUUUGUGGGUACCAUUCUGAUCCUGUUGUUGUGGAUAGAGGACGAAUAACUGAGCCUACCACAUGCUCGAACCAAGAGUGCCUUGCCAAGAACUCCAUGACUUUGGUUCACAAUCGGUGCAGGUUUGCUGAUAAGCAGAUUGUGAGGCUUCAGGAGACACCAGAUGAGAUCCCUGAAGGAGGGACACCUCACACAGUGAGCUUAUUGAUGCAUGAUAAGCUGGUGGAUGCUGGAAAACCUGGCGACAGGGUUGAGAUCACUGGGAUUUACAGGGCUAUGAGUGUCAGAGUUGGGCCAACACAAAGAACUGUGAAAUCAUUGUUCAAGACAUACAUUGAUUGUCUUCAUAUAGAGAAAACUGAUAAGUCAAGAAUGAUGUCUGAGGAUCCUAUGGAAGUUGAUAAGGGCUCACAAAGGGUUGAGGAUGAUGUCCAGUUUGAUGAAGACAAGGUGGAAGAGUUAAAAGAGUUAUCCAAACAACCAGAUAUAUAUGAAAGAUUGACAAGGUCAUUGGCACCAAACAUCUGGGAGCUGGAUGAUAUAAAGAAAGGUCUUCUUUGCCAGCUUUUUGGCGGGAAUGCUUUGAAGUUGCCAUCUGGUGCCAGCUUCCGCGGUGACAUCAAUAUCCUUCUAGUUGGUGAUCCUGGAACCAGCAAGUCCCAGCUACUCCAGUACAUACACAAGCUUGCUCCGCGUGGCAUUUACACCAGUGGAAGGGGUAGCUCUGCUGUUGGCUUGACUGCUUAUGUCACCAAGGAUCCUGAAACAGGGGAAACUGUUUUGGAAAGUGGAGCCCUUGUUCUGAGUGACAGAGGCAUCUGCUGUAUUGAUGAAUUUGACAAAAUGUCUGAUAACGCACGGAGCAUGCUGCAUGAGGUAAUGGAACAACAAACUGUUUCAAUAGCGAAGGCUGGUAUAAUUGCAUCUCUUAAUGCAAGGACUUCAGUCUUGGCUUGUGCAAAUCCUAGUGGUUCACGCUAUAAUCCACGAUUGUCUGUGAUUGACAACAUACACCUGCCUCCAACCUUGUUGUCCAGAUUUGAUUUAAUCUACUUGGUUCUCGACAAGGCUGAUGAACAGACAGAUAGGCGCCUAGCUAAGCAUAUUGUUUCUUUACAUUUUGAGGACACACAGAUUGCUGAGCAGGAUGUCUUAGAUCUUGCUACCUUAACAGCAUAUGUGAGCUAUGCCCGCAAGAAUAUUCACCCACAAUUGUCUGAUGAAGCUGCUGAAGAGUUAACCCGAGGAUAUGUUGAGAUGAGGAAAAGAGGUAAUUUUCCUGGCAGUAGUAAAAAGGUUAUCACUGCAACACCAAGGCAAAUUGAGAGUCUGAUACGCCUUAGUGAAGCCUUAGCUCGUAUUCGCUUCUCUGAAUGGGUUGAAAUGAGAGAUGUAACUGAGGCAUUCCGGCUUUUGGAAGUUGCUAUGCAGCAAUCAGCAACUGACCACUCCACUGGAACUAUUGAUAUGGAUCUUAUCACCACUGGAGUUUCUGCGAGUGAAAGGAUGAGGAGGGAGAAUGUGUUAGCGGCAACUCGCAACAUAAUAAUGGAGAAGAUACAGCUUGGGGGACCAUCAGUACGAUUGUUAGAGUUACUGGAUGAACUGAAGAAACAGAGCUCUGGCAGUGAAAUUCACCUUCAUGAUCUAAGAAAUGCAGUUGCAACUCUAGCCAGUGAGGGAUUUGUUGUUCUUCAAGGUGACAGCGUGAAGAGAAUAUGAAGAUGAGGAGCUAGGAUUGGAGGAAAACUGGAAAUUAUUGAUUGAAAUAGCCAGCUAGCGUGUUUGUUGAGACUGCUGCCUUGCGAGGUAGUUACCCCAGCAAAGCAUUUAGUCGGGGUAUCUUUCCGCCUGUGGUUUUUUUACAUUGAUGCUCGUAGAAGGUUUUGAAAGAAGAUAAAUUGGGUGUUAGGUAUGUCAUUAAGCAGUAGACCGUGACAUGUAUCAUAUUCUUAACUAAUGCUAGUAACUCAGAGCUUAUGCUUUCAUGUCUUUUUUUCCUAUGAUGGCGUUAAUGUCGUAUUCUUUGAAUUAAACGAUAAAUUUUA